ACUCACACCUCCCCCACUCACCUCCUCCACACCCCAGCAUGGCCGCGUCCACCAUGUCCGUCUGCUCCAGCGCUUGCUCCGACUCCUGGCAGGUGGACGACUGCCCAGAGAGCUGCUGCGAGCCCCCCUGCUGCGCCCCCAGCUGCUGCGCCCCCGCCCCCUGCCUGACCCUGGUCUGUACCCCAGUGAGCUGUGUGUCCAGCCCCUGCCAAUCAGGCUGCAUCAGCUCCUGCACGCCCUCGUGCUGCCAGCAGUCUAGCUGCCAGCCGGCUUGCUGCACCUCCUCCCCCUGCCAGCAGGCCUGCUGCGUGCCCGUCUGCUGUAAUCCUGUCUGCUGCAAGCCCGUGUGCUGCGUGCCCACCUGCUCUGAGGGUUCCUCUUCCUGCUGCCAACAGUCUAGCUGCCAGCCAGCUUGCUGCACCUCCUCCCCCUGCCAACAGGCCUGCUGUGUGCCCUCCUGCUGUGUGCCUGUCUGCUGUGUGCCCACCUGCUCUGGGGCUUCCACUUCAUGCUGCCAGCAGUCUAGCUGCCAGCUGGCUUGCUGCACCUCCUCCUGCUGCAAACCCUCCUCCUCGGUGUCCCUGCUCUGCCGCCCCGUGUGCAGGCCUGCCUGCUGUGUCCCCUCCUGCUGUGCCCCCUCCUCCUCCUGCCAGUCCAGCUGCUGCCGCCCAGCCUCCUGUGUGUCCCUCCUCUGCCACCCAGCGUGCUCCCGCCCGGCCUGCUGAGGCCUCUGCUCAGGCCAGGAGUCCAGCUGCUGACGGGCAGGUCCCAUGUCUCCAGAGUUGUUCCAGGGCCAUCUCUGACUUCCGGAAAUCCUGGCAGCCCUGAGCCCUGGUGGAGCCUUCUCUGCCCAGGGCCACUGCAUCUCCAGUCAGCAGUGCUGAGACUUCACAGCCAAGUUCCCUCCCAGCACUCGCCUCUCCCACACCCUCAGCCCCGUCCUGGACAGCCGGGGCUGCUGUGUCCUGCCCCAUGUGAGUGAUCAGUCUGUCAACAAACAAAGUCACCACUCUG
Molecule: messenger RNA, 1014 nt
Organism: Sapajus apella (tufted capuchin)
Lineage: Eukaryota; Metazoa; Chordata; Mammalia; Primates; Cebidae
Product: keratin-associated protein 10-1-like
Exons: 2
Coding region: 39-725 (228 amino acids)
Cellular component (GO): keratin filament
Source: RefSeq, a predicted model, not a curated record